This is a messenger RNA of Vespa mandarinia (Asian giant hornet), 2546 nucleotides long. RefSeq names its product glucose dehydrogenase [FAD, quinone]. Lineage: Eukaryota; Metazoa; Arthropoda; Insecta; Hymenoptera; Vespidae. Gene Ontology annotation, molecular function: oxidoreductase activity, acting on CH-OH group of donors; flavin adenine dinucleotide binding. The record is from RefSeq and is a predicted model, not a curated record.
GUUCAAUCCGAUAGUGUCACUGAAAGGGUACAUACAUCGUUCCAAAUCAAAGGUCUUAAGUGUGUGUGUGUGUAAACUCGUUUAAAUAUCGGCCUUUAGAUAGCCGAUACGAAACAAGUCUAAAACGGCUUAAAGAUGAGCUGUAAUUGCCCUUUGACCACGGCCACUGGGCCAACAUUGGCCUCCACUUGUGGUGGACCAUCGUUUAUGUUGUUCAUGGGUCUCCUUGAAGUGUUCCUUCGAAGUCAAUGCGACCUUGAAGAUCCCUGUAAUAGGCCUAUACCUCCGAAAAACGUAAACAUGAGAUACGACUUUGUGGUGAUAGGAGGAGGUAGUGCUGGAGCAGCAGUGGCAGCGAGAUUAUCAGAGGAACCAAGAUUUUCUGUAUUACUGUUAGAGGCUGGUUUAGACGAACCAACUGGUACACAAAUUCCAUCGUUCUUCUUCAAUUUUCUUGGAAGUGACAUCGAUUGGCAAUAUAUGACUGAGAGCGAGGAUCAAGCGUGUUUGAAUAAAGACGAGAGAAAAUGUUACUGGCCAAGAGGAAAAGUUCUCGGAGGUACUAGCGUUAUGAACGGAAUGACCUACAUGAGAGGCUCCAGAAAGGACUACGACGAUUGGGCCAUGAUGGGUAACAUUGGUUGGUCUUAUCAGGAUGUCCUACCAUACUUCAUAAAAAGCGAGGAUAAUCUUCAAGUCUAUAACAUGGAUAUCGGUUAUCACGGAGUUGGAGGACCACUCACUGUUACGCAAUUCCAUUAUCAUCCUCCUUUGAGCUACGCCCUUCUCGAAGCUGGGAAAGAACUUGGAUACGACACGGUGGAUUUGAACGGACGAAUACACACCGGAUUCGCUAUAGCACAAACGACCUCGAGAAACGGGUCUCGACUUUCCACGGCUCGAGCCUUCCUUCGUCCCGCUAGGAAUCGUCCAAAUCUUCACAUCAUGUUGAACUCAACAGCAACAAAGAUUCUCUUUGACAAUAAUAAGAGGGCAGUUGGCGUGGAAUUCGUUCACGAUGGAAAGUUAAAUCGAGUAUCAGUCGCGAAGGAAGUUGUUAUAAGCGGAGGUGCCGUUAACUCACCUCAGAUACUUCUAAACAGUGGCAUUGGGCCACGAGAUGAACUGAAUGCCGUCGGUGUACCCGUAAUUCAUAAUCUUCCCGGAGUUGGCAAGAAUUUGCACAAUCACGUCGCCUACACAUUGACUUUCACGAUAAACGACACUGACACCACUCCACUUAAUUGGGCUACUGCUAUGGAGUACCUACUCUUCAGAGACGGACUCAUGUCUGGAACAGGUAUAUCGGAGGUAACAGCAAUGGUCAAUACGAAAUACGCUAAUUCUAAAGAAGAUCAUCCAGACGUUCAACUUAUAUUCGGUGGUUAUCUGGCAGACUGUGCCGAAACAGGCAUGGUCGGGGAGAAGAAAGGGACAAAUCGUACUAUUUACAUCAUCCCCACCUAUUUGCAUCCCAAGAGCCGUGGUUAUCUUCGUUUACGCAACAACGAUCCUAUAUCGAAACCUUUAAUCUAUCCAAAGUACUUGUCCCACCCGGACGACAUAGCUGGAUUGAUCGAAGCCAUUAAAUUCUCGAUUAGACUAUCAGAAACGCAAGCCCUAAAGCGAUAUGGUUUCCAAUUGGAUCGUACGCCAGUGAAAAAUUGUCAACAUUUGAAAUUUGGAUGUGACGCUUAUUGGGAAUGUGCCGUGAAACACGAUACAUCACCUGAAAAUCAUCAGGCUGGUUCCUGCAAAAUGGGUCCAGAAGAAGAUCCCUAUGCUGUCGUAGACAAUCAAUUAAGAGUGCGGGGUGUACGAGGUGUUAGAGUAGCCGACACUAGCAUCAUGCCAAAGGUCACUUCUGGCAAUACGAAUGCUCCAGCCAUUAUGAUAGGCGAAAGGGCAGCUGACUUUAUCAAAAGAACGUGGAUAGGUUGAGCGUUAUCAAAUUUUGAAUAUCAAUUUGACAUGAACGUUAGUUGAAGAUAGAUCACGAAUGAUUAUUUUUAAAUAGAAAGAAAGGAUUAACCUAUUCUUUAACCUUUUAAUGACGAUAACACGAAUAUUGACAUUGAUCGGAUUUUUGUCGAUCGAACUUUUUAUGAAAUCAAAAAAAUAUUCUAAGUAAUAUACUCGUAUUUCAUCUAAGCGAAUUCGCAUUUAUUAAUUACAAAAUAAAUAUACAGCAAAUAUACGACGAAAUGACAUGUUUUUAAUAUUCUUUAAAGAAUGCUCGAGUUACGCUAGUCUCUUAAUUUACUUUGCACAAAUAUAAAUCCUAAAAAAAAAUAAGAGAAAAAAAUUACUAACUAAUUCCACUUAAACGUAGUUCGCUCGAGUAACUCUUAAUAAAAUGAGUUCGCACAUCUUGUAAGUAAGUAUGAUUAGUAUACUGCCAAGAGACCAGUUUACUUCCCCUUCGGGGAUAUAAACUUGAGCAAGCCUCUUACUCUCCUUAAAGUAGCUAUGUUCAUCCAAGAAGGUCAAAUUUCAAAUAGAAAAUGAGCGUAUAAAUAAAAGAAAAUAAAAAAAAAUAUUACAAG